Messenger RNA from Nasonia vitripennis (jewel wasp), 2489 nucleotides. It is a transcript of the gene Det, whose product is annotated as baculoviral IAP repeat-containing protein 5. Lineage: Eukaryota; Metazoa; Arthropoda; Insecta; Hymenoptera; Pteromalidae. The transcript has 5 exons. The coding region runs from base 270 to 746 and encodes 158 amino acids. The record is from RefSeq and is a predicted model, not a curated record.
AGAUUAAAUGUUUUUUUUAAUAACUCGAAUUUAGUCGUCAUUGCGUUUGCUUCGUUUUUCCUGGACGCUCGAAUUUUCCGUUCGCUUGCCGCCAUCGCCCAGUGAACUCUUGACUCGCGUAUUGAUGGAUGUUCGAAAAACGGCCAAACAGGCGGCGACAGUUUAGUUAAAACUUAAAAAUCCCGGUGCGUAAACAGAAGAAAGACGCGCCAAGUGUUUCCACUCGUUUUUUCCGCGGGCCAGACGCACAGCAACGUUUAUUCACAACCAUGACGGAAGAACAAAUGGACGUGAGUCGUGUAUUCGAAAGUCUGAGCCCAAUUUUUUGGAAGAAGGGCAGAUUGGAAACUUUCAAGCACUGGCCCUUCAAAUCCGAGAAUCACCAGUGCAAUCCCGACAACAUGGCCAGGGCCGGAUUCUACGCGAUCGGCGGCAAGGACGAACCUGACCUCGCCGAGUGUUUCAUGUGCUGCAAACAGCUCGAUGGAUGGGAGCCCGACGAUGACCCAUGGCUAGAACAUAAAAAGCAUCAACCAAAUUGUCAGUUUAUCAAGUUAGAUAAACCCGAAGAGCAAGAUUUGACGCUGAUAGAAUUGUUUCAGUUAGUGCAAAAUUUCUACAAACAUAAAAUGAAUCUUGAUUUUGAGAAAGCUGUAGAGAGUAUAAAGAGAACUUGGAAAGAUUCUGCAAAUACGAUUCCAGAUAUUUAUGAGGCAAUGAAGAAGAGCCGGAAAAAUUUAGACUAGCAAUUAUUUAGACUUAGAAUUGUAUCCACAAAAUCGUCACCUCGUAAACACAAUGUGCCAAAAGUAUCCUAUCUACCACUACAGCCAACGAAAGAAAGAUUAUGUGUGAAUGAGUACACGCGGGUCGAAUGAGUUUCGUCCACGACUGCUCUUCUAAUCGAUUCUCACAGUGAUAAUCUACCAACAGCUUUAUCGCGCGUCAAUCUCUUAAGCAUUAUCUUCGAUGUAUACAUCCGGCAUGUCUCCGUCGAAUCAACUCCAACAAACCGUUCUGUGUCGUCCUUCAUUGUUCACGUCGAAACUCUCCACAACAAUACGAACAAAGACGACAGUUCCAACAUGACAGUAGCAUAACAAUAAAGCUCGUCAUAAGCGUCCAGUAAAUGCGAAGAAGAGACGGCCUAUUCCUUGUCAAAUAGAUAACGGUCAAGGAAUCUACCCAACAAGACUACUGUGUCGGGGCUUGCACACACGCGAGCAAUCGGUGACUGAGAGCACACGUUAUCCACUUCUUGCUGCGCUCAGUAUUUUUCACAGAUACGGGGUGGAUUUCUCUAGACUGCUCGUCGUCUCAUGUCAGUUUUUUUAAAUCGCCGUAUAAGUAGUGCAGUCAUUCGUUCAUGUCAAGGUUCCGCUCUCGUUCAAUUUUUCAAUUGAUCGAAUUCGAGCGCUAGAUACUGAGCUCCAAAAUAGCAUAUCCUCAAAGAGAAAAGAAGUGUAGGCAGCAGAGGACAACGCACAGUGAUAAGGUGGUGCCAUUACCUAUACGUACAUGAUCUGCGAUAGAACUAAGUGUCUAAAGUUGACGGAAAAGCAAGCCGAUGGACUACGUGAAAAGGAGCGAAAGUAUCCCACUACUGGAAAAUUGGACCGCCUCAACUGAGCUUCGAUGGGCUCGCGGCAGACGACAAGGUAAACGAGCGACGAGUCGCUCUUCUGCUCAGUGUUUUGUGUACAGAUAACGCGAGUCGCGAUGUAUACAUCGAUCAAGAUAAUAAUAACAAUAAUGCUCUUGUGUGUGCGAUCCGGUAAAAUUCCGUGCCGAGGCUAUCGGUAUUAUUUUUUCCUUCGGGUUUACCCCUUUUCCGGCUUUAUCUCGUCGUCAUUGGACAUAGAGAGAAAAAAGCGUGAUUAGUAAAUGAUGAUGUUGUUUAGGAUUUGAGAAUACAAGCAUCGACUGUCAUUGUGUGUUUGCCGUAUGCGUGAAUAUAUAAUUUUGUUGUCUGAAUUUUAUAUACACUUCGUUAACGACAACGAAAAAGUUUACGUACAAUUACCACGUGUGACAUACUUAAUCUGAGUUAAUUACAAAAAUCGAGUUCGUCGCGCACUCGAUUGUUUUAUUAACAAUUUUAAAAAGUCUUUAUUUUGGCGAUAAUACUGUAUAUUGACUGGUCAUGUAAUCGAUUAAUUUGAGACCGAUAUCGCACUUUGACUUACCCCGACGUAAUCGCUAAUCGAAAAGAUUAUUGUUAAUCAAUUUUUUUGUGUAUAAACAUUCAUACUUGAAAUCAUCAUUUUAUUGUCGCUUUCAUUUUUAUAAUUCAUACGUUCUUAUGGUUGUUCGUUAGUUUUUUUAAGCCUUAUUCGAAAUAAUAAGAUUCGUUAAUGUUCACGCGAUUAGGGCAAAUGCUAUUGACCGCAUUUGUGGCUAAUCAGUUAACAGUUCAAUGUACUCCCAAGAAUAAACUCUUCGUACCGUUAAGAACGUGCAGUGAAAAAUAAAUCGUUUAUAUUCGAUAA